UUUCCAUUCUUCACGCUCUACAAGGUCACAGAGACAUCUCAGAGACUUCAGAGACGAGCCCAGAACACCCACGACCCAUACCAACCGCCCCAAUGUCCGGUGACGACUCGCGACCCGCUAAAAAGCCAAAGCGCACUUAUCGCGCCUGCUACCCAUGCCGCUCGCGCAAGCUCAAGUGCAGCUUUGGUGACCCGAAUAUGCCGUGGGACGGCCCAUGCGAGCGGUGCUUGCGUGAGCAGCGAGAAUGCCUGCGUGCAAAGGCGACGUUUGUCAAGGACGCAGUGCCGCGCAAGUCCGACCUAGCCGAGGGGACAGUGUUCACAUCGAGCACGGGCAUCGCCGCAGUCGUCGACCAGAGACGGUCGGUCCCACCGAGCGGCGGAAGCCUCAUGUUUCCCGGACCUCCUGGGCAGCUGAGCCGGCCGUCUAUGGGCCAACUCCACCAGAUGCAGCACGGUCGCUACGGACCGCGACCUCACGCCGGUUCGUUCUCCGAUCCGGACGUCACGCCAGACGUGGCUGAGGGGAGCGGGAGCCGGGCCAACGGUGCGAGCGGGAGCGGGCGGGGCAGUGUCGGGAGCCUGCGCGGCGGCGAGCUCGAGGCCGACCCGCCGGUGCUGCGUGACGACAAGGGCGCGCACUCGAGCGACGAGGAAGAGGACGACGACGCCGGCGACAAUGCGCUCGUCAGCUCCAACCUCCAGAACCCGAGCGACGCGCUCAAGCUCCUCGCGAGCGCCAGCAGCCUGCAGUACCAGAGCCUCAGGGAGGCGUCGGCCAGCCGCCUCAAGGAGCAGCAGCAGAAGACUGCCGCGCAGCAGCAGCAGGCUAAGCGAGGCAACAAUGCCGCGACGUGGCUUUCAUGGGCGCCGAUUGAGCAAGGGUGUCUGACGGUCCAGGAUGCCCGUGCUCUGUUUUCUUUCUUUGAGCUCUCAAUGGCACCGCUGUACCCGAUCAUCCACCCCAUGCUGUUCGAGGCGAGUUACCUCGAGACGCUGGUCAAGCAGGAGUCGAUUCUGCUCGGAAGCAUACUGGUUAUCGCGGCGCGCUACUCGAAUGUCCUUGCUAAUGAUCGUGGCGCGCACGUUCACGAGCGGCUGUCGCAAUGGGUGCGGUUCCAGCUCCUCGGCGUCAUGGAUGGCGACCCGGCCCUGCGGUCGAUCAGCACGGUCGAAGCGCUUCUGCUGCUGAGCGAGUGGCCCAUGGUGCCCAUGUCCAAGCCCGAGGACACUCACUUUGGCGACGAUAACGCGCUGGACGAGGCGGUGCUCUUGCGGCCAAGCCUGCGUUACGACGCCUACGCGUGGACCAACAUUGGUUGGGCCGUCCGUCUGGCGCAAGAGCUCGGCAUCCACGACGCGGUGCACCUCCAGCGCAUGAUGGGGACCGUGGGCAAGUCGUGGAAGCAGCACCGAAUGCUCAAGACCUGGGUUUACUGCUACAAUGCGGAGAGACACAUUGCCGUGCGUCAAGGUCGCAACACGGUGCUGCAGGAGGCCAUGACGACGCAGUGGUGGGAGUCUGUCUCGGACCUGGUCGGACACGACAACCGCGGCCCAAGAGGCAGCAGCGACGUGCACACCUCCGACGUCUUCAUCCUCAGCUGUAUCGCCCAGCUGAUGGGCACGAUCCAGGACCACCUGUACCCCAACAAGGAGGUGACGCGGGCGUUGCUCCGCACCGGGGCGUGGGAGCCCUUCCUGCGCAGCUUCCGCCUCGAGAUUCGGUACUCGAAACGCUCUGUGCAGUACAAGUUGCGCGACGGCAGCAUCGACUCGGCACUGCUGCAAAUCGAGCUCGACUAUGUCGUGCUGUACGCCAAUGCGAUCGCCCUGCGCGCACUUCAGGGCAAGCUGCGCCGCCGACGCCAGGUCAACGACGUGCACUACUCCAACCCGUCGCUGCUCAACAUGGUCGAGGGCCCGUGGAUCAUGGAGGCGCUCACGGCCGCGCGGUCCAUCAUCGACGUGACGCUCAACGUGCUCGAGCACCGGCAGAUUCUGCGCUACUGCCCGUCCAGGAUCUUCCAGUACAUCCUGUUCGCGACCACGUUCCUUUACAAGGCCUUGGCGUCAGGCAUGGUCGAGUACGGCGAGCAGAGCAUGGCUGUGACGCUGGACAAGGUGGUGUCGGCUCUCAACAGCGCCGCGAUUGACGAGGCACACUUCCUGCGCGGGUUCGCGAGCCUGCUCAAGAGACUCGGCAAGCACUGGCAGUCUGCGAGCGCCAACUCGCCGUCGAUCCUCAACCGCGGCCCGGCGUCGCUCCACCCGCCAGAGCAACCAGGCCCGAUGGGCGCGUCGCCCGAACAGCACGUCGCGCCCGAGGAGCGCGUGCCGGCCAGCAACGCGCCCAACCCGCCGGCACAGCGGCCCGACUCGAUCCUGCCGUCGCUCGCGCACAUGAUCAACAGCCGGGACAUUGAUCCCAGCAUUGCGGGUCUCCCCCAGUUCCACUUUGACAUCCUCCAGCCGUCAGCGGCGGCAUCUGGGCCUGGAGACCUCGCGUCGGGCGGCGGUGCCGGCGCACUGGCGUUCAACACCGACAACAUUGUCACGCACCCGCCAGAAGACUUCAACUGGAACUUCAACCCCACGUCCCAGAUGCCCGCGGCGGCGAGCGAGCAGGACUUGCUCUUCCAGAGCAUCUGGGACCACACGCAACAGGACUCGAACACGACCACGGCGAAUCUGUACGCGACGUUGCUGGGCGACGUCCUUAUUCCCAUGGACCAGGAGGGGGCAUAGUUGUAUAUACACAAUACACGAUUACACGAUUACAGGAUAAUGCCGCAUGUAGAGGCCGUGCGGCGAGUGGCGUAGUGGUGGUGGUGGCCAGAGGCUGAGGGCGAGUGCGCGCCUCUGCUCAGGCCUGCGCUGCGUGUUGACGUGACUUGACGGUCGCCUCACCAGUGUUCUCGCCAUUGCUCAACUCAACUCACAGCACUCAUCUCUCGCAGCAGACAGACUCGCGCCCCUCGACCCAGC
Molecule: messenger RNA, 2987 nt
Organism: Vanrija pseudolonga
Lineage: Eukaryota; Fungi; Basidiomycota; Tremellomycetes; Trichosporonales; Trichosporonaceae
Product: Transcriptional activator ARO80
Exons: 4
Coding region: 93-2747 (884 amino acids)
Biological process (GO): aromatic amino acid catabolic process; positive regulation of transcription by RNA polymerase II; DNA-templated transcription
Cellular component (GO): nucleus
Molecular function (GO): DNA binding; zinc ion binding; DNA-binding transcription factor activity, RNA polymerase II-specific
Source: RefSeq, a predicted model, not a curated record